Molecule: messenger RNA, 1074 nt
Organism: Podospora pseudocomata
Lineage: Eukaryota; Fungi; Ascomycota; Sordariomycetes; Sordariales; Podosporaceae
Product: g-strand binding protein
Exons: 4
Coding region: 1-945 (314 amino acids)
Cellular component (GO): ribonucleoprotein complex; cytoplasm; nucleus
Molecular function (GO): mRNA binding
Source: RefSeq, a predicted model, not a curated record
AUGGAUAGGAUCGUGAGGCCGAACCUCGCUUCGGUCCUCCUGGAGGAGGUGCCCGCGGUGGUUUCGGUGGCCCUGUUGGCCCUGGCGGUGGUGCUCCGUACGGAGGAGGAUUUAACCCCGGCAUGGGAGGUGGAGCUCCAGGAGGCGGGCCCCCAGGUGCUGCCGUUCAACAUUGGUUGGCAAGACCUGAAGGAUCUGUUCCGGCAGUCCGCACGAACUGGUGGGGUUAUUCGCGCCGAUGUUCAUCUCGGCCCCGACGGUCGCCCCAAGGGUUCUGGUAUCGUUGUAUUCGAGUCCCCCGACGAUGCGAGAAACGCUAUUCAGCAAUUCAACGGCUAUGACUGGCAAGGUCGCGUAAUUGAGGUUAGGGAGGACCGUUUCGCCAAUGCUGGUAUGGGUGCUGGCGGUUACGGUGGCCGCGGUGGCUUCGGCGGUCGCGGUGGCUUCGGCGGUGGUUUCGGCGGCCGUGGAGGCUUCGGCAGUCGCGGUGGUUUCGGUGGCGGCGGUUAUGGUCGUGGAGGCUAUGGCGGCGGUCCUGGUGGUGGUCCUGGCGGCCCCAGCUUCGGUGGUCCUCCAGGCGGCGAUGCCUCUGUCCCUCCGAACCCUUUUACUGACAAUGCCACCGCCGGCACUGAGAAGAACGAGAUUAUCUACGUUCGCAACCUUCCUUGGUCUACGAGCAAUGACGAUCUCGUUGAGUUGUUCUCGACUAUCGGCAAGGUCGAGCAGGCCGAGAUCCAGUACGAGCCUAGUGGCCGCUCGCGUGGCAGCGGUGUUGUUCGCUUCGACAAUGCCGACACCGCCGAAACCGCCAUCAACAAGUUUCAAGGAUAUCAGUACGGCGGCCGGCCUCUGGGUCUGAGCUACGUCAAGUACUUGAACCAGGGUGGUGGUGACGCCAUGGACACCGACCAUGGUGGAUUGACUCAGGACCAGAUCAUGUAAACCAAGCAUGAACACUUGCUUGUGCUCGAAUCGAACUCAGCCAUUGGAUCGUCAACAGCCACUGUCGACAAAUACAGUCAUCAACGUUAUUGGAUGAGUCAAAGCUGCCACAAGAUAUCACUUCCGCUC